UAGAGGCCGUGUAUUACUAGUAUAUCAACUCCGUUAUCGGAAUUCCAAAAUCUUCAAACUCGACGAAUCUGGGUUAAUCUUGCAUAAAGUUCGGAUAAUCUAUACAAUUACCCGACAUAUCUGUCAAGGACAUUCGAGUAACGUCUCAAUAUUUAACCUAAAGUGUUCGUUGUACGAAAACGGUAUAUUUGGACCCGAAGAAUUUAAGCACAGCACGAUGGCAGACACCAAUCUCUCGGCAGUGUUGUACAAAAAGCAGGAUUUACAGCUGGUGGACCGCCCCAUUCCAGAACCAGCGAAAGGACAGGUGCAGAUCCGCAUGCAGAAGGUGGGUAUCUGCGGCUCAGAUGUCCACUACUGGCACGAAGGUCGGAUAGGGGACAGGUUCGUGGUCACCGCCCCGAUGCUCCUGGGCCACGAGUGCAGCGGCGUCGUCAGCAAGCUGGGCGAGGGCGUCACACACUUAAAAGUCGGUGACAGAGUGGCGAUAGAACCCCACGGCGUAUGCCGCACGUGCGACGCCUGUAAGAUAGGCCGCUACAACUUGUGUCCGAACGUCUUCUUCUUGGCCACGCCCCCUGAUAGCGGGGCGCUUGCACGGUACCACGUGCACGGUGCGGACUUCGUCUUCAAGCUACCGGACAACGUGAGUUUCGAAGAGGGCGCACUGAUCGAGCCUCUGUCCGUUGGCCUGCACGCGUGCCGCCGAGGUCGCCUCUCUAUGGGUCACAGGGUGCUCGUGUGCGGAGCGGGACCCAUUGGUCUGUGUGCCAUGCUAUCAGCCAAGGCGUUUGGCGUCGCUGCCGUCUGCGUUACAGAUAUCGACGCAUCACGUCUGCAGUUUGCCCGGGAGGUGGGAGCCACCCACACCUUGCAGAUCAGGCCCGGUCAGACCGAGCAGGAGGUAGCGGAGGAAGUGACGAAACUGCUGGGAGGGGCGCCCGACAGGACAAUCGAGUGCAGUGGGGCGCAGUUUGCCGUGAACCUUGGGGUGCUUGCCACGACGCCGGGCGGAAUCUUCGUCAUUGUCGGACAUGGUCCUAACAAAGUGGAGUUUCCGGUCGUGUCGCUGGUUGCCAAGGAGAUAGAAAUACUCGGCUCAUUCCGGUACAUCAACACAUGGCAGACGGCCAUCGACAUGAUUGCCUGCGGCAAGAUCAACGUGGCGCCCCUGGUGACGCACCGCUUUCGGUUGGAGGAGACGUUGGAUGCGUUCCGUUGCGCCAAGUCAGGCGUCGGGGUCAAGGUCAUGAUUGACUGUGCACAGGGGUGAUCCCGGAUAUAGAGACUGGACGACUGCGUUUGUCGGCACCGCAGCGUUAUACAAACUCACAAUAUUUUGUGGAUGUGUUAAAGACACUAUAACAUAAUUGAUCAUAAUUUUUGUAAUUGAUUCAAGUUACACUUUUUUUCCUAUAUUACACUUUGGCGGCGUGGACUGAUAGGGAGAUUGUGUAACAUCCUUUAAGAUUUAGAAGGAAUAUCGGUUUUAUAAUAUAAUAAAAAUUGGUUUUUAA
Molecule: messenger RNA, 1517 nt
Organism: Dreissena polymorpha
Lineage: Eukaryota; Metazoa; Mollusca; Bivalvia; Myida; Dreissenidae
Product: sorbitol dehydrogenase-like
Exons: 8
Coding region: 218-1273 (351 amino acids)
Biological process (GO): D-sorbitol catabolic process
Molecular function (GO): zinc ion binding; L-iditol 2-dehydrogenase (NAD+) activity
Source: RefSeq, a predicted model, not a curated record